UUGGUUUCCAUCUUGCUCCCCGCGUGUGUGCGCGCCCUGUCUCGCGGCUCCCUUGGAGGCCUUUUAAUCAGCUCUGCAUCACUUUCACAACCGCCUGCUGCGCGCAGAAGAUGAAAGAAUCAAUCAUGAAUCAAGAAAAAUUAGCCAAAUUGCAAGCUCAAGUGCGCAUUGGUGGAAAGGGAACAGCCCGCAGAAAGAAGAAGGUUGUCCACAGAACAGCUACUGCAGAUGAUAAAAAAUUACAGUUUUCCCUGAAGAAACUUGGAGUCAAUAAUAUAUCUGGUAUUGAAGAGGUAAAUAUGUUUACAAACCAAGGGACAGUUAUCCAUUUCAACAGCCCAAAAGUCCAGGCUUCCUUGGCAGCAAAUACUUUCACCAUUACAGGCCAUGCUGAGACCAAGCAACUCACAGAGAUGUUACCAAGUAUCCUAAACCAGCUGGGAGCAGACAGUCUAACUAGCUUAAGGAGACUUGCUGAGGCUUUGCCUAAACAAUCGGUCGAUGGGAAAGCACCACUUGCUACCGGGGAGGAAGAGGAUGAUGAAGUUCCAGAUCUUGUUGAAAACUUUGACGAGGCUUCAAAGAAUGAGUCUAUCUGAAUAGCAGAUCGCCGAAGAAUCAGAACCUGAAAAGACAAAUUAAGCUGCUAUUUUCUAUUGUGAUGGCAUACGUUGUUUUUU
Messenger RNA from Bombina bombina (fire-bellied toad), 680 nucleotides. Its product is annotated as transcription factor BTF3. The transcript has a single exon. Gene Ontology annotation, cellular component: cytosol; nascent polypeptide-associated complex. The record is from RefSeq and is a predicted model, not a curated record. Bases 111 to 599 code for a protein of 162 amino acids. NCBI's taxonomy places the organism in Eukaryota, Metazoa, Chordata, Amphibia, Anura, Bombinatoridae.